Oldenlandia corymbosa var. corymbosa is the source of this 5731-nucleotide messenger RNA. The record is from the annotation of a GenBank genome assembly. NCBI's taxonomy places the organism in Eukaryota, Viridiplantae, Streptophyta, Magnoliopsida, Gentianales, Rubiaceae.
GGAAACACAAGUGUAUGUCGGUCCCAAUCCAAGUUCAAUUAUCCGAGCUGUAUUAGGGUUUGACGCUUCAACAGAACCUCAGACGACGCCGUUGGAAUCUCGGAAGCCGGUGGAAAUCCCCCCUAUUCGUCGACUUCUCCAUUAUCUUUUCGUAUGUUUAAGGUUAUGUCCUGCCUUGGAUAACAAUCCGUUAAUCCUUUUAGUUUUUAUAUUAAUCUUUGGAGGCUUAAAUUUUUAGUUUGAUUCUGCAACUACUUCAUGGAUCAGAAGUAAACUUGUUCAUGUACGUUGUUAUACGUGAUGUGCUAAUACUCUUGUUCAUGUCCGAAUUCUUAAAGUCAAUUCUGUAUCGGAUCAUGUGUAAAGUUUUAAUUGUUACGUAUUUGUGUGGAAUUUUUGUGUACUUUGGGUUAUUAUUGUUUCCUGUUUGAGUAUAAACCUGUUCAUGUACGUUGGUAUACGUGUUGUGCUAUUGAAUUUUAAUGAGUAACACGUUUGGACGUGCUUGUUGGGAACUCUUGACUCCGAAUUCUUAAAGUCAAUUCUGUAUCGACUCAUGUGUAAAGUCUUAAUUGUAGCGUAUUUGUGUGGAGUUUUUGUGUAUUUUUGGUUAUUAUUGUUUCACGUUUGAGUAUUUUCAAGCAUAAUAUAAUAGUUAUGCAGAGAAAUUUCUGGUUGUAUGAAUUACUUGGUGGUAUUAUAGAAUUUUUGUUUAUGGGAGAUGUUUGAUCGUGCAUUAUGAGGGACCUGAAAAUUAUUUCGAGUGUUUGAUGCCUGUGCAUCUUAAAUGUAUGCUGGCAUGGGUAUUUUUUCUCUUCCCAAGCUAUGUCAUCUACAAAAAUAAGAGAACAAUGUAUUUUGGGUGGGAUAUAUUCUUACUUUGCAAGUUAUGGGGAACAACGAAUGUUUGAUUGUGAGAGAAUAGGUUGUAGUGAACACGGGUCCUUGUUGGAUGCUUGGCCUCCUGCAUGAUUGAGUUUGCAGUUCAUUUUAUUUGGUGUUCUGCCUCGUGAAUUUGAUAUGAAGCGUGUUGCUUGCGCUGUUAUUGGGCAUUACUAGUUGUGUGCAGCCAAUAUCUACGUUUGUUGGUAGUUUAAUCACAUGUGGCUGCUGGGGCUCUAGACCGCAAAGUUCAUUGUCCCCUGGUGCGGCUGAGAUCACCUAGAAUAUGUUGACAGAAUACUUUAGCAAUGCACACCACUUCACUUUCAGAAUAGCCCCACUUGUUGGGUUUUGGCCAAAGAUGUUUCUGGACACUAUUAUUGUUUCAUUUGCAGUUGAUUGUGUGAAGUUGCGACAUGAGUAUCCAAUUCAUUAUAUGGGUUGCAUACAUAUUUUCCCUGUGCAUUUUUUCGAGAGUACUUUUUUUUGCUUGGCUUCUUCUUCUGGUAUAUCUACAUUACCUCUUGAUGCAUCUUAUGAGGAGGCCUUCCUGGAAUUUAAAACUGUAUCUUAUCGAUUGUUUAUGUGAUUUUUUUUUUAUUUUAUUUUUUCUAUUUGAGUAGUUUGCUUGGUACUGUUUUUGAGUAGCAUUCCUUUUGGUAGUGGAUCAGUCUAUCUUUCUAUGGUCUUUCUUGUUGCUAGCCAAUAAUAUUGCAACAUAUGAUUAAGUGUAGAAGAAAAUAGUUGAAUUGUUAUUGCAAAAUUAUCUAAUCAAUCUAUCUUGUCAUCUAGGGUUCUUUCACUUUUAGCAAUGGCGUACUUCCUCUGAGUCACGUCAAAAACUGUGUUGUUUAAAAUAGUCUUCUUCGAACUUUUGGCUUUGCAUCUUUCUGUGGGGAUUGAUCUUCUGUGUCAAAAUGGAAACAAAAUUCGCCAAGGUAUUGGGUAACAAACGCGCACCUGUUCUCAACCAGAAGAGGAAACGGAUGGUCUACUAUGAGAAUUAUCCUGGGAUGUUAUUGCCGUCACGUUAUGCUAUGGGUUCUGCCAUCCAGCAGCUUGUCAAAAGGAGGAAACUUGGUCUGUCAAGGGGCAAGAAUGAUAGUUUCUAUGGUGGAAAGCCUUCUUCAGGGUACUAUACACACUUCCUCAGAUCUGGGGUUCCACAACGUUUGAUGGUCCAUGAGGAGGGUGAAUGGGUCGACUAUCCUUCAGGCAUUCUUGCUUCACUUAAGAAAGAUCUUGAAAUGAAGAAGGCCACAAUUGAGAUUCAAGAUAAUAAAUCUCACAUUGUGUUGGACUUUUUGCACAUGUUGCAACUUGACUUGGAGACUGGUGUGCAGAAGCGUAUUGCCUGGAUUGAUGAAGCCGGGGGCUGUUUUUUUCCUGAAUCCUUUACCGAAUAUGAUCCUCGUUGUUACUUAUCGAAUAAAAACAAUGAUCAUCCAGAGACUCAACCUCCUGCUGAUAUCAAGCUGCAAGUUGAGAUUGCGAUAGAUGGGGCUGACAUUUUAAAAAUGAUGGAGUCCAGUGGAGAGUCAAAUGCUAUUGUUAAAGAAAUUCGAGUUCACCAAACUUUCAAUCAAGAAGAUUACAGGGUGGAAGGUGCGGAGGCCGACGACAGCAGCAUCAAAGAAGAUAAUGUAAACUUUGACCAAUAUUCUAGUGAGACUUGCAAGAAUGAGAAUUUAGAAUCCAAAUCUGGUACUUUACUGGAGAAUCUGGACUCUCAUGCUGUGAAAGAUAUUUUCUUUAAGGGGCUUCGUUCAUCUGAGGGCGCAGAAAUUAUUGAGAUUGCGGAGGGCUCAAGUUUAUUCAAGGAAUCUCGGUUUGAACUUUUCCAAAACCAGGUUGAAAUCACAAAAAGGUUCCGUGGGGAUGCCAAUGUUCAGUAUGCUUGGCUUCCAUCUUCGAAGGAAACCGCCUUUAGUAUUAUGAAAUAUGGGUUUGGCUUUAUGGAACAAUCAAGAGUUGUGCCAUUUUAUGGUCUUGGUGUUAAUCUUAUCCCUGCUAAUUGCACUGAUAUCAGUGCAAAAUUUAGCGAUAAUGACGAAAAUGGUGUUCGGCAUAUGUUAUUUUGCCGUGUAAUUAUGGGUAACACAGAGCCUGUUCAUCUUGGAUCGAAACAGUUUCAUCCCAGUAAUGAAGAGUUUGACAGUGGUGUCGACAAUGUUCAUAAUCCAAAGCGUUAUGUAGUUUGGAAUAUGAAUGUGAACUCUCAUAUCUUCCCGGAAUAUGUUGUUAGUUUCAAGAUCUCUUCAGAUACUGAAGGAUUUGUAGAUGAAACUGAGAAUAAGCUUCCUUUAGAAGGGUCAAGCACUUGCAAUCAAGUGCCUCAAGUCCAGGUUGGGGAUUGUCAUCUGGCAUUCGUUGGAAGCCCUAAAGAACAAGCUGUUAAUCAACGUCCAGAUUCUGUUAGGGCUCCGAAGUCUCCUUGGAUGCCUUUUUCUAUGCUGUUUGCUGCCAUUUCCAACAAAGUUCCUGAAAAAGAGAUGGACCUUGUUGAGACCAACUAUGAUUUGUUCAGGGCUAAGAAGAUAAGUCGGGAAGAUUUUGUUAAAAGAUUGAGGAUGAUAGUUGGGGAUUCUCUGUUGAAGUCUACAAUUACGGGUCUACAGCACAAGGUGUGCCUUUCAGUAUAUUCAUAACUUGUUGAUUUUGUUAGAUUUCUGAGUAAAGCUCUAUAUCUGCCGAGGGCUAGAAGUGAUCUCGACUGCCUCAUUUUCUGCUUGUUUGGUGUUUAAAUGGUGCUGCCUUUAGAGACUUUCUUCCCAGUGUACUUCCUUAUCUUCUGUUUGAGCUGAAAAUGUUAUUGUGAACUAGUUUAAGCUGCUUGGUGAAACUGAUCUUCUGUUGAAUGAUCAUACGACGAAGUCGGUAUUAUCAGGAAAAUAUUUCUUUUUUGGAUGCUGAAGUGGUCAUGUUUGUUUGCUUUUGUUGGAUUGUUGAUGCAUUGAUCUCUCUACCAUCGUUAUCUCCUUUAAAACCCCUAUAUACUAACAAAGGACUCCAUUCAGUUGAAGGAAUUAAAUCCAUCUGUGAAUCUUAUUAGCCAUGACGCUUAGAUUGCAUAUGGUUGAUAAUUGAGGUUCCACUUUUUCCUCCCUCUUUCACCUGCACUUAGACCCCUAAAUUAUAGAUGCAUUUUUUUGGACUAUAUCAGCAUCAACUUCUUAAACAUGUAGCUACUUUGAAUGUAAAAUGUUGAUCAUUUGUAAAUUUUUCUUUCUACAAUGUGGAUUUAAACCAUGUUUGGGUGGUCUGUGCUUAUAUAUAGCUGCAAUGUUGUUAAAUGUGGUUGAACUUCAUUUCUAUGGCAAAUUGGGUAGUGGCUAUUUUUAGGUUGAUUGUUGACAUUGUUUUUGUGGUUUUUUUUUAUUAUUAUUUUUUGUUUGUGGGGGUUUGUGGUAACCGACCGGGAUGGUGAUGCGAGCUAGAUGCCUUCUAGCUUCAUCUAUUUGUGAAUAUUAGGGUUUUGUAGCUGUGAAGAUGCAGAUGUGCAGCUCAACUGUGUGACAUAAAACAUGGUUUAUGUCGACCAUAUAUUGUUUCUAGUUUCUGUAUUUUCUUCUGCAUUAGAGCAGCUUGGCUAGAGUCCGACUGGUAGGUGUGAUUACUUACUGGAUUGUCCUAUGCACCAAUUUUUACUAAUCAAUUGAGUUCCGACUUCUAUUUGCAGAUUCCAUCAAAAUCUGACAUUGAAUUGGCCUCAGCAAAAGAUCCCUGAAGUUUUUAGUCAGUGUUAAAUGAGAAUGGCUUUGAAUUCCAAGGCAAUAGGUGCCAACUGGUUUGAGGGCCAUGUUUUCAGCUGUGAGUUGUGAAUAUGUUAUGCUACAAGACUGUAGACUGCAAUAGGCAAUCUCAUCUUUUAUUAGAAUUGGAAGAUUUGGAUUUGAAUUUGUUAUCGCCAUAUGAGGAUGGUGCUGCUUUCUUACUUCUGUUGGAGUUUAAGCAGGCUUUCGCUUCUAUGUUUGGUUUCUGGUAAUCUGGACAUUUGACUGAAUUUCUUCCUGUAUAGUUUUCUCUUAAGAUGGGACACUUUAUGGGUUCAAGCAUCAAAACCGUCCUUUUCCUUAAUAGGUAAAUAACACAAACCUUGGAAACAUCUCAUUAUGGGAUUUCAAGGCAUGGAUCUCGCGGACCCCCCACCCACCUGAGAACUUCUGUGUGUAUGGUUGGAUUUUUAAUAUGUUUCCUCCUAGAGUGAGUGCCUGAAGGAGAUUAUGAUCUUGCUUCUAUGGCGCAGUGGUGAACUGUUGUUGCCAUGUAACGGUCACGGGUACGAACCUCGGAAACAUUUUUGUUUGUUUCUGUAUAGGAAUAUAAUGUUAACCCUGGAAACAUCUUAAAGAAUUUUGAGGCACGGAUGCAGUGUACCAACUCUGAAAAUCUGUUAAAGCUGGAUAAUAAGUACGUGUCCUCUCUUUAGGGUAAAUGUCUGGAGUUCAGUCGCUUGGCUUUAAGCAGAGGCUACAGUUGAGACAGUUUUUUCAAUUUUCUCUUCCCUCCUUAUUCUCACCCUUAGGCAUGACCCAGCCCAAGAAAUUGAAAAUAAAGAAUUUUGGACGGAACUUGAUUGAAUAUCUGUGGCUCCGUAGGUUCAAAAGGCCAGUUGCAUUCUAGUUAAUCGCAAGGCUUGCUUCUUUCACAGGUUUCUUUAAGAGUAGUUUGAAACAUUCUCAUUUCUGAAAGGUAGAGCUUGUUUGAAAGAAUUAGAUUUAAACUUUGCAUUUCCGUUGUUCUUCAAGUGUUUUUGGUUUGAGGUCAUCAGUUGUCUCUGUUUUCCUUUUUUCCCCUUCUUUACUUGAACCAUUGAGGAAACUAUGUAUAAGUAAUUACAACUAUGAGC